Messenger RNA from Notodromas monacha, 2909 nucleotides. The record is from the annotation of a GenBank genome assembly. NCBI's taxonomy places the organism in Eukaryota, Metazoa, Arthropoda, Ostracoda, Podocopida, Cyprididae.
AUGGGUUCACCGAAACGCCACGAGGACUCCGCGUCCAGGAUGAGCUUGAAAACUUCGUUCCACCGUCACACCCGUAGUUUGAAAAAGACCGUAAUUUUUCAUAGAAUUGCGAGUGGAGGCAAGCACGUGUUUUUGUUUUACCCAGGAGUCCUGAUGGUGGAAACAAUUUCGCUGAAACUUAUGAGGAUCAUUGGUAUCUCGAUAUAUACGUGCUCCGGGGCACAAGGACCGAAUGGCUUUCCAUGUUUGCCUUUCCAUGGUCUGUCCGUGAGCCGGCAAUUCCCGGGUGUAAAUAGAGCGCUGUCGUCGACGUUUGCUGUGCUGUACUUUUAUUUACUCAACUUUCGGAACAAAUACGGGGUAUUUGAUUUCGUCGACGAGCGUAGGAUUCGGAAAUCCGAGCGUUCCAUGAGACCAGCAGAGGGUCUUCUUUUGGCGUACACAGUGACUGUACACAUCGAGCCGCAACAGGGCAAGUUACAAGCUAAACGGAAAACGGCGUAUGUGUGUCGAUGGAUCGGCUGCAAAGUCUUUGGCAGACCUUCGUAUGCAGACGGAUGGGUAUCCAGGCACGUUCUUUCGGCUCACGGACGCGCCAAGCCGUUCAUGUGUGUCUUUCCUGGCUGUUACCAAAGUUUCGGGUCAGAAAUUAACCUGAGGCGUCACGUUAACCUACACUGCGACAAUGGAAGCGGGUCUACGAAUGACGAGCGUGUUGGAGGAUCAGUUUCGACCAGUUCGAACGCGGUCGGUCGGAAAAGUGCCGAAUCUACGCCUGUAAAGAAUGGAAAGAAGAACAACCGCAAGGGGAUUCGGUACCGCAAGCGUCCGUGGUCCGCGGAAAAAUGCGACUUCUGGGAUCCCCUGAUGUCGGAGGCCUUGUCGAACCAGCUGACACGCACGGAAAGGCUAAUUUUCUCCUCAGUCCGGUCUCCGGCGGCGCAAGAAAAUGGAGAACUUGUUCAGAGUCCCUCGUUGCAUCCCGCCGUCGGUGCUUCGUUGAUGCAUCCAUUUUUCAGCCAAAAGAGCUGUAGUUCCAUCACGUUCACUGGAGAGGUGAUUGGAUCUCGGUUGCAGUCCGGAUGCAAGAUGAGUUUAGUACGCUGGAUGCCCCAUGACUUAUUACCCGACGAGUGGAUGACAGAGGCUGAAGUAGCAGAGAAAGAAUUGCUAGUCAAGACCGUGCCCGUGGGCGCCCUGUCCACGCCGGCGUUUGAGAUCUCUCAACGACUGCUGCUGGGACCAGCCGUCCAGAAACGUCUUCGACCGUCACGGAGGAAGUGACGUCGGACCCCGGGCCUCGUUCUAUGUCCAAGUGUUCCAUGUUCGAGGGGAUAAAACAAAAAAGAAGAAGAAAAAAGGGAGGCAACUCAUCGCUGCCUUGUAAUUCGUUCCUCGUUGCGCUCGCGUCCUCCCAGGUUGUAGGGCCUUACAGUGCUGUGAUCUCUUUCUCUGGCGUCUCGAUGUUUGCAUGUUGAUUGUAUGUUUCCUCGGUACGCGCCGACUAGAGUCUUCCGUCAUCCCCCCCGUAAUCGACCUGCUCGUCGUCGUCGUCAUCGUCGUUGGUGUGCUGAUGGUAGCGAUUUUUAAUUUCUUUUUUGGUAGCCUGCGAACGGCCUUGCUCCUGUUUCCAUCCACUGCCGCUAUACAAAUGAUGAUCUCGCUGGGUACUCUUCGUGUGAGUGCUGCCAGGCCACGAGAUCGACCCCCGCUUCGUUUUCGGUCUUCGCGUCUUGGCUGUGAUAGCAUUGCCGGCAACGAUUUCGUUUGGUCCAGUUUUACUUUCGCUUCGGAGAGUACCUUUCAAACAGCUGCGGCUGGAUCAAAAACUUUUUUUGUGCAGAGGAAGAAAGGGAAGGAGAGAAAGAUGUUCGAUUACAAAUCCGUUCGGAACUCGAGAAAGUUGGAUCUCUGCUUGAGGGGGAUUUCCUGGGAUUUUGCUAGAAAGAGUGAAUUUCUUUUUUGUUUUGGUUUUUUUUUUCCUCGAGGUAUUCUUGAGCCAAGUUGGGGCCCGAAUUCGCGCUGUGAUUUUAUUGAGCAGGAGUCGCGGCGGUAGAAUCGAGUCGUCGUGUGAUAAAAGCUUGGACGAAAGCAAUCUGGCCUUGACUCCUCAGGGCAAUUUUGACCUUUUUCUAUGGAAGCGAGAACACAAAGCGAGUUCUCUUAAUUUUCGCAAUAACUAUCUGUUCCUUUUAGGCAUUCAGAAAAUGCUGUCGAUGAGCCAAGAUUUCAAAACGAACCCUUUUUUUUUGUUGCGGUGCCAUAUCAUCGAAUCCCGGCAACGGCAUUACGUAAUCGUCUGCCUUCGUUUUUCCCACAAAUUUUUUCGUACCGGGGGUAUUCGUGUCAGUAUUAGAGAGAUUUGCUGGGAAAUCAUGUGGGAGUUUGAAGUUCGUAGUGAGUUUUUGUUAAUUCUAAUUGAUUGAUUUCGUGCGAUCAAAACGAAAAUGGGAUCAUCCUGCUUACGCUUUGGAUUUCCGUGCGUUUCCAAAGUACAAGGGGUUUCUUCAAGUCCUGCAAGUCGAAAACUAAUAUGUAAUGCGAACAAGGAAAACUUCGCUUUAAAAUUUUAAUUUCUUUUACUUUUAACGCAAAUUUUAUACCGUAUAACCCAUUACAAAGAUGCAAAGUUUACUUAGAUCCAGAAAUUAUGUGGGAAUCCUUUUCAUGUUUAGUGUGGACAAGCACGUACAGUAGAACAAUUUAAAUAUUUUUACAUGCUUCGGAGUAUUUUUAUGAGUGAUUCUUGAAUUUGAUCAUCAGGGAAAUUUCUGUUAACUGACCAAAUAUUCUCCCCAAAAACUUUAAAAAUUGCCUUGACAGUCCGUGGAAUGGAUAAUGUAGGGCAUGCCUUUGAGAGGUUUUUCCCAACUUUUUUAAUGUUUUCGCGACCGACAUGAAGAAGCCCA